CAUACGGCAAUCGUGCCAAAUUUCAAGUCUGAAGACUUUAUAUUUCUUGUGAUUAGAUGUUUGUUCAGUCAAUGCGUUACGUAGUUACAAAUUAGUGAAAAGGAAUGUUUUUACAUGUUUCCUCUUCAGUAAUUACAAUUAACACCUGCUCACACAUUGUCACGAUUUCUACUUUUGUCCAUACACAAUGAAAGUAAUCUACCAUUAAUAGCGUGACAAUAAGUGAUAGCAAGCGUGUAAAAUGUCUGGUAAAAAUCUACUAAAGCAUAUUUUCAUAGUGAUGACAUUACAUCAGUGCUUUAAUUUUUCUGAUAGCGGGCGGAUUAAAAGGAUUGUCGGUGGAACACCUGUCAUGUGUGAUGAAAAACCGCGAGUGGUGUCACUUAGAAACUCUAGCAGUAAUCAACAUCUUUGUGGAGCCACCAUCAUAAACCCUGACUUCGCUUUAACAGCGGCACACUGUGUACGUGGAGAUGCCGACCAGUACAUUCUACAGCUAAACAACAUCUGUGUUGAAAAGAAUUCACCGUAUCCCGAAGCGAAAGUGGAGAAAAUAUAUACACAUGAACUAUACAACAAGUACUCUCGAGCUCACGAUUUAGCAAUUCUGCAGAUAAGGCUUGCUUUAGAUGACGUCACUUGGCUUAAUGACUCCGUGCUGCCAACCUCAUCUUUCGGGUUAUCAGGUGAAUGUACUAUAUACGGAAACGGGUACACGGAUCCAGACAUUAAAGAAGUCUCAGACACCCUUCAAGCCGCAGUAGUGAGGAUCGUUUCACUUGAUAAAUGCAUCGAGCUGCUGGGUCCGUAUGUGGCGCCUGAGAAUGAUUAUGGCAUGUUGUGUGCACUCGGGCUUACAAGUGACGGUUGUCAGGGGGAUUCUGGUGGUCCGUUAAUAUGUGAAAAUUCAUUAUUGGAAGGUAUCAGCAGCUACGGAAUGGGAUGUGGCGUAAAAAAUUUACCAGGAGUAUACACCAGCAUUGGACCGCAUUUAAAUUGGAUACGUGACGUCAUACAAACAUACAACCAAUCACGACAAAAGAAACAAAACUGAAUAUAUGACAUAAAAUAUUUAUUUUGCGAUUUGAACUUUAUAACUUCAGAAAGCUUUCAUUGAUAAUGUCUACAACACAAGAGUAUAACAUUUAAGUACUUCAACAUUAAAGUCAGCAUUAACAUCGAAAUCCAUAAUAUGAUUCUAUUAUUUGGAUAUUUUGUAAAUGAUAAAAAUAAAAUUCCCAGGUCACUAAGUAUUGUUAUACACAAUGUAAAAAAACCUAUACCAAAGACUGAAACUACGCAUUCUGUACACCCAAACAAGUAAUAUUACAAAAUAUUAUACGUGGGAAUCAUUUAUUUUGUACUUUUAAUUUAAAAAAAUACAUUUUUUAUCCAGUACGCAAUGUAUAGCGCGGCGCGCUACUGUGGCGCUACCAUUAAGGGCGUCGAUAAAAGUUUCUAAAUAGCGUCUUGAAAAUAUUAAUGUAUAAAUCUUGAAAAAAAAUUGUGACUUUGACCUUCAAUAUCUCCAUAACCUUAAGUUUCCCAGGUAUAGUCCAAAAGAAAAAAAAUAUCUGCGUGAUGGGAAAGAUACGAGGCCUUCGUUAAAGGUUUUUUCACACCUGUAUAAUAUCUACCUAUAUAACAAAUAUCUAAGAGCAUUACAAAAAGGCCUACCCCUAGCAUUUGCACCGCGAUAUGCGAUAUUAAGAUAUAUAUUUAUUUUUAUCACGGUCAAUUGUCAAAUUAGUAUAGAGUUUGACAGUUAAACGCAAUAAAAAACGAACUAUGAUAACGGACUAUGAACGAACUGAUGCUACGGGAACACCAAUCGACACAUUUUUUUUUUGUCAUGUCACUUUUGGAUUACCAAUUUACAGAUGGCAUUUAUUUUAAGUAGGAAAUAAAUAAUUAAGUAGCCUAAGACUCCUGCAGACAAGAUUGAAAAAUCAAACCUGCAAUAAGUACAUAACAAAAUUUCGAUAUUUUAACGGUCCAUAUUCACAUGUCAAGGUUAUUUUCAAGAUACGUCAUCCCGUUAAAGCGCCGCUACCAGUAUAUCUCUAUUAUUAUGUCACACCAAAAUCUACCAUUAAAUAUAGUAAACAAUCAAAUACAGCAUUACACACCACAACAAAACAUUCAUGAACGUUUAAAAUAUUAUUGACAAGUCCAAAACUAUGAAAAUAUUUUGGUCUACUACGAGGAAAAUCGUAAUACUUAAGCUAUUGUUUUAUAAAUUACCUAUACAGAGCAAUUAUUUUGUGAAAACAUUAGCGGUUUCGUUUACAUUUUAACUAGCUUUAUUUAAAUCAGGGAUCAAAAAUGGCGACAUUUCAUUCAAUUUGACAUUUCAUCUUAAUGGCCUGUGAAAUUAGACAUUUUGUUUCAUAUUUUAACUCAUUCGAUGUUUUCUAAAAUAUCUUGUCAAUUUAGUAUUUGAUAAAAAACUUAAGUUAUAUUAAUGACAAAUUUAUUUACUUAUUUAAAAAUGAAAUGAAUGAAUGAUUUCUUUAAUGCAUAAUAAUAUUAUACAUCGUGCAAUCUAUCUAGCUAAUUAAGAACUCCACUACACUAAGGGAGACUAGCACAAACAUUGUUUUAAUUUAAAUAUCUUCAAUACAAUAGGGGUGAUGACUAAAUGUUAGUAUUGAACACAUAUUUUUUCACUAUUAACAUAAUCAAAACAUUACUUAGAGUAUGCUCUAAGAUUUGAAAUAUCGCAUGACAUUAUGUCUUGGUACAUUUUCACGUGAUGAUGCCAUAAGCUUACUCCUAAACUUAACCUCGUUUUACCAUUGUCAAUUUUCGGUUUAUCUUUAAAGGCAAAAUAAAUGAGAUAGAUUGUUUAUUAACCAAUAAUGGUUGUUGAUAAUCUAUCUGCCGGACUAAACAGACUUUCGUUUACUUUACUCCGUCAUCAUCCAUUUAUAUGAAAUAUUAAAACAGUUGACAAAUAUAAGAAUAGUACGAAACCAACGUAAUACAGGUUUCAGUUAGUGAAAUGGAGAUUGGACUAAGCGUUCCCGGUCUAGCUGUACAGUAAAACGGCAGAUAAGUAUGAAAAAACGAAGCGACAGUUCGUAGAGGUAUUGGCUUCACCAUCGCUUUUUCUCUUUCUAGAGAUAUCAAUGUUAUAAGAAAGUGACUCAUUUCAAAAUUUGUCCAUGGCGAUAGUGAAAUCUAUACGAAACCCAGAGCGCAACUAAAUUUGGUUAACUGCGCUGCCACUUGCACUUAAUUCACAGUCGCCAUUAAGUUUCAAUCGCACUCCAGUGAUCAACGAUAUUAAAUACCCUAGAUA
Messenger RNA from Chilo suppressalis (striped riceborer), 3304 nucleotides. The record is from the annotation of a GenBank genome assembly. Lineage: Eukaryota; Metazoa; Arthropoda; Insecta; Lepidoptera; Crambidae.